This is a messenger RNA of Drepanopeziza brunnea f. sp. 'multigermtubi' MB_m1, 3258 nucleotides long. RefSeq lists its product as uncharacterized. Gene Ontology annotation, molecular function: protein binding. The record is from RefSeq and is a predicted model, not a curated record. NCBI's taxonomy places the organism in Eukaryota, Fungi, Ascomycota, Leotiomycetes, Helotiales, Drepanopezizaceae.
AUGAGUAGCUCCAACAUGCCCACUGGAGCGCCUGGAUUCGCGCCACGACGGUCUUCUUAUGCCUCGGUCGUGUCUGGCAUACCCGCAGGAAAUCAAUACCCCCAGAUCCUGAGAUCUGGAGCUUUCUCUCACUUGACCAACCCAGACGCGGACCUAGGCUACGAUUCUACCUAUCAACACUCAGGUGGAUACCCACGAACCGAUCCUCGAGCCUACGAUAUGGAUUUCAUGGCAAACUGGGGAACACACACGCGGUCUGGGUCUUGGGGUCGUGGUGGACAGCUCCCGAGUUUCUCGAGUGCGUUUGGACCUCUCAUGAACGGGCAUGGCUUUGGGACUCUUGGUGGUGGACAUCCGGACCAUUUCUUCACACCGUCGUAUCUAAAGGGAUCGAAAUAUGUUCAGAGACUGGAGGAGGCGCACAAGGCGAAGAUGGCGGCGCAAAAGGACGGUCACUCUGCGCACUCUUCUCAACCGGGCUCCCUCUCGACGAGUGCUAGUAGUAUAAAUCUACAUACGAAGAUGGCCCCUUCACACCGGGGUAUGACCUAUGAUCUGAUAGAGAAGGCACCCCCGGUGGAUGACGAUACGCUGGCGCCUCUGCCGACCAAGUGGAAUAGUCAGGACAAGUACGGAGGGUUGGAGGUGUUGUCCGACGGACAGGAAGUCAAGUUCACAGGGCCGAAACCCGAUAGGGAACGAGAUCUUGAAGCUUGUGCCAUACGAGCGGAUCAUCCUAUGCCUCCCCAGUGCGGAAUCUACUACUUCGAAGUGACUAUAAUUUCGCGGAAGAGAGAAGAAAGUUCUAUUGGGAUUGGAUUUUCCACUAAAAACGUACCGUUAUCGAGGCUACCUGGUUGGGAACCAGAAUCCUGGGCCUACCAUGGAGAUGACGGACACUCGUUCUGCUGUAAUAGCUCAGGUAAACACUAUGGGCCACCCUUCAACGCUGGAGAUAUAAUAGGAUGUGGAAUAAAUUUCAGAACGAACUCGGCAUUUUUCACAAAGAAUGGAGAUCAUCUAGGUACCGCCUUCCGUGAUAUCAACAAGGAGAAACUAUAUCCUUCGAUCGGCAUGAAGAAGGCCGGAGAGCACAUACGAGUAAAUUUUGGUCAAAGUCCAUUUGUCUUUGAUAUGGAUGGCAUGAUGUCGGCAAGUAAUAAUUUCCUUUAUCCCUCAACCCCUCCGGCUCCUGGCUCUGGCGAGGACAACCCUCCUGAUGGAUCGAAUGGCGCUGCUACUAUGAGUGACGGCAUAACUACCUUGAAUGAUACGGGAAUGCUCAAUGCGCAACAUUUUUUCGUGCGUGAUCAGCAAAAUUUAUCACAAAGUGAGGAGGACAUCGAGAAAGAUGAGGAGGACGAAUACGAUGAUAUGCCUCCUCUGGUUGAGGCUUCUGCAACGCCAGCCCCGCCGAACAAUGAGCAACAGUCUCAAAUCUUCCCCAUAUUUACGAAUCGCUCUGGGCCCCUAUUCUCUGUCCCAUCGAUACCUUCUUUUCCGCAAUCGUUGACGCUAAGAUUGGUGAAUGUCACCAGGCCGCCUGUGACAAGGUCGGCAACAAUGACAGAAGUUCACACCGGUCCACCGUCUUCUACCAGCCUUACAGCCCGCGCCACAACCUUCCUCGAAACCGUUGGUGCCGCAGGAGAUACAGAUCAUAUCAGGAGGAACAGAACAAUUCUUCACUUGGGUCUGGUGCGACGAGAUGCACAGAACAUGCCCCUAGAACCAGAUGAACGGCUGCUGCUGCAAUUGGCCGCUACUGCUGAUCAGGCACGAGCAUCAAUUCCCGGAGAGGCCGACUUCAGAACUGCCUACUUUAAUUUUCGAUCACUCGAACGCAUCGUGGAGAUGAUUAGAGACCGAGUCUGGAUAGCUCGGUCCGGUGCUGGAAUCCAACAUGCAGAUCACGAACCCAUUCUUUCAGCCUACGCGCCGAGCCCACCACCAAGCUGGGAGGGCCAAACACUUGCGCGACGGAGGGCAAUGAGCAUCAAUGUAAAUCAGCAAAGACAACAGCGGCAAUUAGCUCCAGCUGCUGAGUUGGUAGGAGAUGAUGCACAGUCGACUGGCCUUCUCGCACGAAACCCAUGGGCACCGGCUGGAAGUGAUCAGUAUCCCGCUCCAUUCGAGGGAAGGCUGUCUGACGGCAGGAACAUCGAGAUUGGUCUGGCUGGAAACGACUUAUAUGUCAGCACCUUCAAUUCGACGACACCAAAUGAACCAAGUGGCAACAUUUUCGGACGCGUUUCACAGAACUCGCCACAGCCAGCCAGGAGAUUACUGGAGGGGCAAAUAAACAUGUCUUCGGUGGCUGACUCUCAGAAACAGCUAGAAAAGAAGCAAAUCAAACAACAGAUUGAGAUGACCAGUACAGCAAAUCUUGCGCCUCCCUUGAGUGAAACGGACUUGAUCCAAUCAUUGGUCCUUCAAUUCCUUUCCCAUGAUGGCUAUGUCGAGACAGCCCGAGCCUUCGCGGAAGAAAUAUUCGAAGAGAAGAAGGCUCUAAAUUUGGAUCCUAGCGAGAUUAUACAGGGGCCCGACGUGAAAGAAGACGAAGACGCGGGCCAUCGUCAACGGAUACGGAAGGCUGUUCUGGAAGGCGAUAUUGAAAAGGCAUUCAAACAUGCGCACGCUUUCUAUCCCAAUGUUCUGAAGGACAACGAGCAUGUCUCAUUCCGACUGAAAUGUCGAAAAUUCAUCGAAAUGAUUCGCCAAGGUGCCGAAAUGCAGAACUCUUCCCCGUCGAAUGGCGCUCGGAGGAGCACUGGUCAUAACGGAGACUGGUACGAUGAUAUUAUCAACCACGACAUGGAUUUGGACGACCAUCAAAGCCAGAGCAACAGCAACUGGGACCGGAUGGACACGGAAGAAUCGUCCGAGAAUCAGACGGAAUACCAUCAGCUUUUGCAGGACACACUAGCAUACGGCCAGCUACUUCAAGCAGAGUACAAGGAUGACCCGCGAAGAGAAGUUCAGAAAGCGCUCGAGGAUGCAUUUGCGUUGAUUGCGUAUCAGGAUCCGCUAAAUACCAAGGAAGUAUCACACCUGCUUGAUCCCUCUGGUCGAGCUGCAGUCGCGGAAGAACUGAAUUCUGCAAUCCUGCUCUCUUUGGGCAAGUCUUCAACCGCUGCUCUCGAGAAACUCAUUCAGCAAACUACGAUUCUCCUUGAAGAUCUUGGGGAAGGGGGCGGUCCAGGUGCAUUCGUCAGCAUCGACGAUUUCGUCCACGUUAAGCCGGGCAUCGAGAUGUAG